GACAUGACAACACGACAUGACAACACGACACAUUUGAUCUGGCGCCUCGUCGUGCUACCGGUCUCCAGCGAAGCCGGGGACUCGCAGCUGGAUGGAGACGGUCAUAGGAAUGUUGCCCGGCCCGGCGGUGGUGUGCCACAGCCAGCCGUGGCCGGAAUCGAGUCCGACGCCACGUCCGGCCUCGACGGCCCCGACGGCCUCGACACGCAGCACCAUGCGGAGCCAAAGAGAAAGCUGAAGAAGGCGAAAAAGAAGAAAGCACCAGCUGUACAGUUCCUCGGAUCGCCACCAACGGAAGCGCUGGUCGAUGCGGAGAGGAAGUCUCAGGCGCUCGAUGAACGUUUGGACAUGCUGUUGUCCAAGAAGCAUGAAGAACUGAUUAAGAAGCUGGAAAACUGGAUGUUACGCCAGGAGGAAUUGAUCUUGAACAUCGACAGCAAGAUCUUUGGGUACGGAGCUUCAUUUCAGAUUUGUACAGAUCUUGGCGUCCUCCACGAAGUGGAAGGUGAAGAGGGCGAAGAGGGCGAAGAUGGAAGCUCUACGAAAAAUAUAGCGAAGAAGGCGUUGCAGAAGUUACAAGGGACGCAGCAGACCUUCGACUCUCAGGCAUCCCCUAGUAGCUCCCAGGUGAAGAUGAAGCAGGUGGUGUCGGCGGUGGCCAGGAGAGGGGCUGCACCACAGAAGCAGAAGAGCAAGUUGAGGAAUAGCAGAGAAGUUCAGGACUUCUACAUGCAACAACGAAUCAGAGAGAUGAAGAAAACCAGGAGACAUCCCAACGGCCCGGCAGAGACCUUCAGGGACCGGGUGGCUGAUGCCAUCACGAACCCCAUCUUCGAGAUGAGUUGCCUGGCACUGGGCCUCCUCAGUGCAGUGGUGGUAGGCAUCGAAGUGAACUGGUUCGCCCAGAACAUCACGGCCACUUCUCCACCUUUGGCACUGACCAUCAUCAACCAUGUGGUGAGUGUGAUCUUUACCGUUGAGCUGUCCAUGAAGAUCUACGUGUUGCAACUGCGAUUCUUCAAAGUGGAUAUCAGUUGGCACAUCCUGGAUGUGGUGGUGGUCAGUACCGGAUUGGUGGAGCUUGUGAUUGACUUGGUGAAUCUGAUGAACACCUGUGAGAAUUGCUCCGAAUCAGGCCUGGAUUUGGGCAUCCUGCGCGCCCUCCGCAUCGCGCGCGCCGUGCGCUUGGCGCGGCUGGCGCGCUUAGUACAGUACAUCCGCGAACUGAGACGUUUAAUCAUUUCGGUCCUGGCGACCUUGAAAUCAGUGUUCUGGACCAUUGUCCUCUUAGCACUCAUCAUCUACACUUUCGCGGUGAUUUUCCAACAAGCGGUGAACGACUACGAACAGUCGGUGCUGCGGAGCAAUGCGACCCCAUCCAGCGAGACAGAGAAGUUCUUCCCAGGCCUGUUGAGAACUGCCAUGACGUUGCUUCAGACAGCCACAGGUGGCUUGAGCUGGAUAGAAGUAGAAUCAGCGCUCUCAAACAUUUCCACGUUGUUGGUGGUGACCUUCUUGUUGUACUUUAGCUUUAUUUAUUUUGCCGUGCUCAAUGUUGUGACAGGCGUCUUCUGCAGCACCGCCAUCGAAAAUGCCAGCCAGGAUGCUGAGGCUCAGAUCGAUGAGCAUGUGCGCAAGAGCAAGGACUACAGCGAUCGACUGGUCAAAGUGUAUUUUGACAGCAUCGAUCGACUGGAUGCUGCAAGGUUCGAAAAGAUGGACACGGACAAUACUGGCACCAUUAGCAUCCUGGAAUUUGAAGAGAUGUGGGAAGAUCCGGCCCUUCAGGCGCUGCUGAGCACCCUGGGCAUCAGUCAGUCCAAGGCCUGGAAACUCUUCGAGAUCAUGGACGAAGACGACAACGGGGAGAUCAACGCGGACGAGUUCGUGUGCCUCGGGGCAUCAUGGGGAGGGGAGAACUUGAGGCGAUAUGACGAAACCUGCAAUUAUAUGAUAUAUAUAUGA
This is a messenger RNA of Cladocopium goreaui, 1965 nucleotides long. The record is from the annotation of a GenBank genome assembly. Lineage: Eukaryota; Dinophyceae; Suessiales; Symbiodiniaceae.